CCUCGCGAGGGCUGCUGGGAGCGCGCAUGCGCCGCGCGAGGACGCGGCAACGUCGGCGGCGCGGGGGCUGUCGGGUGCGGCGGCGCUUUGCGGCGGGUCGUGCGGCGGCUGCGCAGGUGACUGAGCGGCAGGUCUGCUGAGCAGCGGCGUCGUGUCGCGGCAGGACUGGGACCCCGUGCGGCGGAGUCGGGCCAUGGCCCCGCGGCUGCAGCUGGAGAAGGCGGCCUGGCGCUGGGCGGAGACGGUGCGGCCCGAGGACGUGUCGCAGGAGCACAUCGAGGCCGCCUACCGCAUCCGGCUGGAGCCCUGCCUCCGCGGCGUGUGCAGACGAAACUGCAAAGGAAAUCCGAAUUGCUUGGUGGGGAUUGGUGAGCACAUUUGGUUAGGAGAAAUAGAUGAAAAUAGUUUCCAUAAUAUUGAUGAUCCCAACUGUGAAAGGAGGAAAAAGAACUCAUUUGUGGGCCUGACCAACCUUGGAGCUACUUGUUACGUCAACACAUUUCUUCAAGUGUGGUUUCUCAACUUGGAGCUUCGACAGGCACUGUACUUGUGCCCAAGUACCUGUAGUGACUUUGUGAUGGGAGGUGGUGUCCAGGAAGAGAAAGAUUAUGAGCCUCAGACAAUUUGUGAACAUCUCCAAUACUUGUUUGCAUUGUUGCAAAACAGCAAUAGGAGAUACAUUGAUCCAUCAGGAUUUGUUAAAGCAUUGGGCCUGGACACAGGACAGCAACAGGAUGCCCAGGAAUUUUCAAAGCUUUUUAUGUCGCUUUUGGAAGAUACAUUAUCUAAACAAAAGAAUCCAGAUGUAAGGAAUAUUGUCCAGCAACAGUUUUGUGGAGAAUAUGCUUAUGUAACUGUUUGCAAUCAGUGUGGCAGAGAGUCUAAACUUCUAUCAAAGUUUUAUGAACUAGAGUUAAAUAUCCAAGGCCAUAAACAGUUAACAGAUUGUAUCUCGGAAUUUUUGAAGGAAGAAAAAUUGGAAGGAGAUAAUCGAUACUUUUGUGAAAACUGUCAGAGUAAGCAAAAUGCAACAAGGAAGAUCCGACUUCUGAGCCUUCCUUGCACUUUGAACUUACAGCUUAUGCGCUUUGUCUUUGACAGGCAAACUGGACACAAGAAAAAGCUGAAUACCUACAUUGGCUUCUCAGAAACUCUGGAUAUGGAGCCUUAUGUGGACCAUCAAGGUGGGCCCUAUGUGUAUGAACUUGGUGCAGUUCUCAUACACAGAGGAGUGAGUGCUUACUCUGGCCACUACAUUGCCCAUGUGAAAGACCCGCAGUCUGGCGAGUGGUAUAAAUUUAAUGAUGAAGACAUUGAAAAGAUGGAGGGGAAGAAAUUACAGCUGGGGAUUGAGGAAGAUCUAGCAGAACCUUCAAAGUCCCAGACUCGGAAACCCAAGUGUGGCAAAGGAACUCAUUGUUCUCGUAAUGCAUACAUGUUGGUUUAUAGACUACAAACUCAAGAAAAGCCCAACACAGCCAUUCAGGUACCAGCUUUUCUUCAAGAACUGGUAGACCGGGACAAUUCCAAGUUUGAGGAGUGGUGCGUUGAAAUGGCUGAGAUGCGUAAGCAAAGUGUGGAUAAAGGAAAAGCAAAGCAUGAAGAGGUUAAGGAGCUGUACCAAAGGUUACCUGCUGGAGCUGAGCCCUAUGAAUUUGUCUCUCUUGAGUGGCUGCAGAAGUGGUUGGAUGAGUCAACACCCACCAAGCCCAUCGAUAAUCAUGCUUGCCUGUGUUCCCAUGACAAGCUUCAUCCUGAUAAAAUAUCGAUUAUGAAGAGAAUAUCUGAAUAUGCUGCUAACAUUUUCUAUAGCCGAUAUGGAGGAGGACCAAGACUAACUGUAAAAGCCCUGUGCAAGGAGUGCGUAGUCGAACGAUGUCGUGUGUUACGUUUGAAGAACCAACUAAAUGAAGAUUAUAAAGCUGUUAGUAAUCUGCUCAAAACCACGAUAAAAGGCAGUGAAGGCUUUUGGGUGGGGAAAUCCUCCCUGCGGAGUUGGCGCCAACUAGCUCUUGAGCAGCUGGAUGAGCAAGAUGGUGAUGCAGACCAAAGCAAUGGGAAAAUGAACGGCAACUCCAUGAACAAAGAUGAGUCAAAGGAAGAAAGAAAAGAGGAGGAUGAAGUAAAUUUUAAUGAAGAUAUUGUGUGUCCACAUGGAGAAUUGUGCAUAUCUGAAAAUGAAAGGAGGCUUGUCUCUAAAGAGGCUUGGACCAAACUGCGACAAUACUUCCCAAAGGCACCAGAGUUUCCAAGUUGCAAAGAAUGCUGUUCUCAGUGUAAGAUUUUAGAAAGAGAAGGGGAAGAAAAUGAAGCCUUACAUAAGAUGAUAGCAAAUGAGCAAAAGACUUCUCUUCCAAAUUUGUUUCAGGACAAAAACAGACCAUGUCUCAGUAGCUGGCCAGAGGAUACGGAUGUGCUCUACAUUGUGUCACAAUUCUUUGUCGAAGAAUGGAGGAAAUUUGUUAGAAAGCCCACAAGAUGUAGCCCUGUGUCAUCAGUUGGCAACAGUGCUCUCCUGUGUCCACAUGGAGGACUCAUGUUUACCUUUGCUUCCAUGACCAAAGAAGAUUCUAAACUUAUAGCUCUCAUAUGGCCCACUGAGUGGCAAACAAUGCAAAAGCUAUUCGUUGUGGAUCACAUAAUUAAAAUCACAAGGACUGAAGUGAGAGAUGUAAAUCAUUCAGAAGCACAGUAUAUUUCUGAGCCUAAACUCUGUCCUGAAUGCAGAGAAGGUUUGCUAUGUCAGCAACAGAGGGACCUUCGAGAAUAUACUCAAGCUACCAUCUAUGUCCAUAAAGUUGUGGAUAACAAAAAGGUGAUGAAGGAUUCUGCUCCAGAGCUGAAUGUUAGUAGUUCUGAAACAGAGGAGGAUAAGGAAGAAGCUAAACCAGAUGGAGAAAAAGAUCCAGAUUUCAAUCAAAGCAAUGGAGGAACAAAGAGGCAAAAGAUAUCUCAUCAGAAUUACAUAUCUUAUCAAAAGCAAGUCAUUCGACGGAGUAUGCGACAUAGAAAAGUUCGUGGUGAGAAAGCACUUCUUGUUUCUGCUAAUCAAACGUUGAAAGAAUUGAAAAUUCAGAUCAUGCACGCGUUUUCAGUUGCUCCAUUUGACCAGAAUCUGUCAAUUGAUGGAAAGAUUUUAAGUGAUGAUUGUGCCACUCUUGGCACGCUUGGCGUCAUUCCUGAGUCUGUUAUUUUGUUAAAGGCUGAUGAACCAAUUGCUGAUUAUGCUGCAAUGGAUGAUGUCAUGCAAGUAUGUAUGCCAGAAGAAGGGUUUAAAGGUACUGGUUUACUUGGACAUUAAUCUUUUGAACACUUGCUGGCUGCUGAGAAAUGACCACAAAGGAAGAGGAGUUUGACGUGUUGGGGCAUUAAAGAAAAGGUGGAUUUAAGAAGUAAACCAUUACACGACUCUUCCAAAAGGCAAAAAGCAACUAUCCCACAUGCCUUAUGUCAAAUAAAGCAGAUUGCACUGAAGGACAUAAGACUUGAAAGAAAUGUUUCAAAUUUUAUAUUUAAAGGGAGGGAGUGGGCCAAGUAAAGAUUUAACAAGUGUAGUAGCUGUAACAGUAAAUCAUGUUUACAUAUGAGAUUUAUAGUCACAGGAGGUAAUAAAGUGCAGUUAUAUUUCCUUGCUCAAUUUUCAUACCAGAUGCAUUGGUCCAUAAAGAAUUUGUGUCACAGUAGAGGGACAUCUUGCUCUGAACAAAAAGUAAUUCUUUAUGGAAACAUACCUUGCUUGCCACUUGUCUGAUUCAUAUUUUACUUUGAAUAAAUCAUGGAAGUGAAG
Messenger RNA from Erinaceus europaeus (western European hedgehog), 3787 nucleotides. It is a transcript of the gene USP48, whose product is annotated as ubiquitin specific peptidase 48. Gene Ontology annotation, biological process: protein deubiquitination. Gene Ontology annotation, cellular component: cytosol; nucleus. Lineage: Eukaryota; Metazoa; Chordata; Mammalia; Eulipotyphla; Erinaceidae. The transcript has 27 exons. The record is from RefSeq and is a predicted model, not a curated record. The coding region runs from base 194 to 3301 and encodes 1035 amino acids. Gene Ontology annotation, molecular function: protein binding; cysteine-type endopeptidase activity; cysteine-type deubiquitinase activity.